Messenger RNA from Sceloporus undulatus (fence lizard), 3882 nucleotides. It is a transcript of the gene INTS7, whose product is annotated as integrator complex subunit 7. Gene Ontology annotation, cellular component: integrator complex. The record is from RefSeq and is a predicted model, not a curated record. Lineage: Eukaryota; Metazoa; Chordata; Lepidosauria; Squamata; Phrynosomatidae. Gene Ontology annotation, biological process: snRNA 3'-end processing.
GUGGCGCCUGCACAUGCGCACUAGCUUCUGCUGGGGACAGUAAACGCGGCGAGCACCGAGGCGCUGUAUUUCUGUGUAAAGACAGAAAGGGAGCUUUUGUCUCGUACGCAGCACCAUGGCUUCCGCUUCGAAGUCUUUCCUUGCCGACGCCGGCUACGGCGAACAAGAGCUAGACGCCAACUCCGCCCUCAUGGAGCUGGAUAAAGGUCUCCGAUCUGGCAAACUGGGAGAGCAGUGUGAAGCUGUUGUCCGUUUCCCCAGACUCUUUCAGAAAUAUCCAUUCCCGAUUCUAAUUAACUCGGCAUUUUUAAAGCUAGCCGAUGUUUUCAGAGUUGGAAACAACUUCCUGAGACUCUGUGUUCUGAAAGUUACUCAGCAGAGUGAGAAACACUUGGAGAAGAUCUUGAAUGUGGAUGAGUUUGUGAAAAGAGUAUUCUCAGUUAUUCACAGCAAUGAUCCAGUUGCUCGAGCCAUCACUCUCAGGAUGUUAGGUAGUAUGGCAUCUAUAAUCCCAGAAAGGAAGAAUGCGCAUCACAGUAUUCGUCAGAGCCUGGAUUCUCAUGACAAUGUAGAGGUUGAAGCUGCUAUUUUUGCUGCAGCUAAUUUUUCUGCUCAAUCCAAAGAUUUUGCUGGAGGAAUAUGUAACAAAAUCAGUGAAAUGAUUCAAGGUUUAGCUACUCCAGUAGACCUGAAGCUGAAGUUGAUCCCCAUCUUGCAGCAUAUGCACCAUGAUGCCAGCCUGGCCUCCAGUGCUCGCCAACUGCUUCAACAACUGGUGACAUCCUACCCUUCCACCAAGAUGGUCAUUGUUACUUUGCACACCUUUACCUUGCUUGCUGCCUCCUCUCUAGUUGAUAUUCCUAAGCAGAUACAGCUCUUGCUGCAGUAUUUGAGGAAUGACCCACGAGAGGCUGUAAAGAGGCUUGCUAUCCAAGAUCUAAAAUUAUUGGCAACUAAAACUCCACAUACUUGGAACAGAGAGAAUAUUCAGGCACUUUGUGAAUGUGCCCUUCAAACUCCUUAUGACUGCUUGAAACUAGGCAUGCUCUCUGUACUUUCCACACUGUCGGGGACAAUAGCCAUCAAGCAGUACUUCAGCAUUGUUCCAGGAGUGACAGCUACUACAGCAAGAUCAUCUGAUCUAAUCAAACUGGCACAGGAGUGCUGUUACCACAAUAACCAGGGCAUUGCUUCUCAUGGAGUACGAGUUCUGACAAAUAUAGCUGCUUCCUGCCAGGAAAAAGAUCUUCUGCCACUGGAGCAAGAUGCAGUCUUUGGCCUUGAAUCUCUUCUUGUUCUUUGUAAUCAAGACAGCAAUCCAGGUACUCAAGCAACUUUAAAGAGAGCACUCAACUGCAUGGUGAAGCUGGCCAAGUGUCGCCCCCCUCUCAGCCAAUCCAUUGUUGAAUCCUUGUUGACACAGCUGCACAGCACUCAAGAUGCUGCCCGGAUUCUCAUUUGCCAUUGCUUGGCAGCCAUCGCCAUGCAGUUGCCUGUUUUAGGAGAUGGAAUGCUGGGAGACCUGAUAGAUCUCUAUAAAGUGAUUGGACGGUCAGCUUCUGAUAAACAACAAGAGCUUUUGGUCUCUCUUGCUACAGUGAUAUUUGUUGCUAGUCAAAAGAGUUUAUCAUCUGAUGUAAAAACUGUUAUCAAACAACAGCUUGAAAAUGUCUCCAAUGGAUGGACAGCUUAUAGGAUAGCCAGGCAAGCUUCUAGAAUGGGUAACCAUGGCAUGGCCAGAGAGCUCUAUCAAAGCUUGCUGACUCAGGUGGCUUCAGAACACUUCUACUUCUGGCUGAACAGUUUGAAGGAGUUUUCCCAUGCAGAGCAGUGCUUAACAGGGCUGCAGGAGGAUGAUUAUAGUUCGGCACUGUCUUGCAUCGCUGAAUCACUAAAAUCAUAUCACAAAGGAAUAGCAUCCUUAACGGCUGCCAGCACACCGCUUAACCCUUUGAGCUUUCAGUGCGGAUUUGUCAAACUGCGGAUUGACCUUCUUCAGGCUUUCUCUCAGCUCAUCUGCACCUGUAAUAGCCUGAAGACUAGUCCACCACCUGCCAUUGCCACAACAAUUGCCAUGGCCUCAGGUAGUGACCUCCAACGGUGUGGACGGAUUUCCAACCAGAUGAAAUUCUCCAUGGAAGAAUUCCGGAACCUAGCUGCAAGAUACGGAGAUCUUUAUCAAUCAUCCUUUGAUGCAGACUCAGCAACUUUGAGGAAUGUGGAGCUACAACAGCAGAGUUGUUUAUUGAUAUCACAUGCAAUUGAAGCUCUAAUUUUAGAUCCUGACUCUGCAAGCUUUCAGGAAUAUGGUUCUGCUGGAGUGGCACAUGUCACAAGUGAAUAUGAAAGAAGAAUGAUGUCUGUGUUCAGUCAUGUGCUGGAGGAAGUGGAAUCACUGAAUAGAAAAUACGCACCUGUAUCUUACAUGCACACAGCUUGUCUAUGUAGUGCAGUCAUUGCCUUGUUGAAAGUCCCCAUGUCGUUUCAGAGGUAUUUUUUCCAGAAGCUACAGUCAACUAGCAUUAAGCUUGCUCUGUCACCAUCUCCACGUAACCCUGCUGAGCCCAUUGUAGUUCAGAAUAACCAACAAUUGGCCUUAAAGGUAGAAGGAGUAGUCCAGCAUGGCUCCAAACCAGGCCUUUUCCGCAAAAUUCAGUCUAUCUGUCUAAAUGUAUCUUCAACACUGCAGAGCAAAUCCGGGCAAGACUACAAGAUGCCCAUUGACACCCUGACAAAUGAAAUGGAGCAGAUGGUUGAGCCUCACAAUGAUUACUUCAGCACACAGUUCCUCUUGAACUUCAUCAUUGUUGGUACCCACAGUAUCACAGUGGAGUCUUCUGUUAGAGAUCUCAAUGGCAUUAUAUGGAAGACAGGACCGAAAACCACUCUCUUGAUUAAGUCUCUUGAAGAUCCAUAUUCACAGCAAAUUCGACUUCAGCAACAACAAGGACAGCAGGCACCACAGCAGCCACAGUCUCAGCCUCAGUCACGAACUGCAUAUUCCCGCUUUUAGUUGUCAGUUAUUAUCCACGUGAAAGGCAUCCCAUUUGUUUUGAUGCUGUCAUUUAUCUCACUUAUUCUCCAGGAUGGCUACCUUUCUUUUUUCUGGGUCAAUACAUGUUCUCAUGCGUGCACACACACACUCACACUCUUGUUUUUUGGGGGCUCAAUUCUCGCCUGUAAAAUGCAGAGUGAUCCUGGAUAGAGCCAGAGCUAUGUCCAUGUGGCAGACUAAUUGAAUGAGAUGGUUCUCUUCAGAAUUCCAGCAAUGUCCCACUAUGUCACUUAACAUGUGGGGAAAUUGCUAAAACUGAGUGAAGCCUUAGUUGUGUUUUUUAAAAAGUGUUUUUGUUACUCUUUUCUAUGUGGAGAGGCAAUGAAAUGAAUUUCUCCUAAAAUGUUGGCUUUGUCACAGCCAUCUUAUCCUACCACUGUGAAAUGCAUGUUUGGGAUGAUGUGAUGAGUUGAACUCGUCACAUUGCAUAAUCCAGCCAAUCACCUAUAACCUUUUCCAUAUAUCUGGACAUUUACAUUCUACCUCACAAAAAGUCUUGUGUGUACUGGUGCUUUACUGAACUUUCCCCAUUCAUAUAUCACCAGUGAGAGCUCCCUCUUGGAAAACACUGAGUCAUCAAGGAAGUCUGAAAGCUAUUUGGUUUACAUGGCUGCAUACUGGCUCUUUGAGCCAUUAAUUUACCACUUCUGGAGAUGCAUGAUUUCAAAUGCUGCAUUUGGGCUCUCACAUCAGGUGGAGAUUUAUGUGUGUAUCAACCUCAACUGUUCUCAGUAUUACACAAUGCCUCUGCAAAUGUAGGUUUGACACAAAUACCCAGACAUCAUCUCUGCGUAACUGUAAAUAAUCCCAUUAAAUGUUGUCAAGCU